This is a messenger RNA of Dermacentor andersoni, 6219 nucleotides long. It is a transcript of the gene Rab21, whose product is annotated as RAS oncogene family member Rab21. The record is from RefSeq and is a predicted model, not a curated record. Gene Ontology annotation, biological process: Rab protein signal transduction. Gene Ontology annotation, molecular function: GTP binding; GTPase activity. NCBI's taxonomy places the organism in Eukaryota, Metazoa, Arthropoda, Arachnida, Ixodida, Ixodidae.
CAUUGAUCUUUUCCGAGUGCCAAGUGUAGAGCGUUGUGUCUGUUGUAUCUUUCUUCGAGUUCGUAUCUUUCGUUCGAAGCAAAACGAGAAGACAUCGGAAGCGGCUAAAAAAGCACGUCUAUUAUCGGUCGCCGACAGCUGUGCACUUGCCCUAAACCCGGACGCCGCCGAGGAGUGUUUCCUUAUUGUUGUUCCCCACCACUUCGAUGACGCCCGGACUCCCGUUACCCGCUACACAGAGUAUUGCUGCAGUUCCCGCUUGUUCUUGAGUGAACGGCGGCCAGCGAAGGGUGUCGGCCGCACAAGAGUUUCUUGUGUUCCUAGCUCGAAGAAACGGAUUUCAUUCGUUCGUUGUUUUUUUACCGUCACCGAUGGCCCUCGCCAACCCGUCGGGCCGUAGCUACGCCUUCAAAGUGGUGCUUCUGGGCGAAGGUUGCGUGGGCAAGACGUCGCUCGUGCUACGUUAUGUCGAAAACAAGUUCAACGACAGGCACCUCUCCACGCUACAGGCAUCCUACCUUGACAAGAGGUUGAACAUAGCCGGAGAGCGGGUCCACCUGGCCAUUUGGGACACGGCGGGCCAGGAGAAGUUCCAUGCCCUGGGGCCCAUCUACUACAGGGACAGCAAUGGGGCGGUGCUAGUGUACGACAUCACAGAUGAGGGGUCAUUCCUCAAGGUGAAGAACUGGGUGAAGGAGCUGCGGAAGAUGCUGGGCACAGACGUGUGCCUCACCAUUGCGGGCAACAAGGUCGAUUUGGACAAGCAGCGCAACGUCUCGGCAGCGGAGGCCGAGGCAUACGCCGCUUCCGUCGGCGCCACUCACUUUCACACCUCAGCCAAGCUGAACCGUGGCAUUGACGACCUCUUCCUCGACCUCAGCAAGCGUAUGAUGCAGGUGGCCAACACUAACGACGAGCAGCAUCGCAACAGCCUCGGCCGUGGAGGUAACUCGCGGCGCACGGUGGUCAUCGUCGACGACAGUCCCGUGCAGAAGACUAGUUGCUGCGGAGGCUGAAAGGACUGUGCCGUCAUUCUCGUCUUUGCUACAGAAGUGCUAUUGUUUUUGUUUCUGUCCGGGAUAUCCUCUUCUGCACCGGACCGCUGCUCGGAAAGGCCACCGUGCCGCCACAUUCUUCAGAUUUUGUUUGUUCCUUUGCAAAGACUCAUUUUCUGUGUCUCUUCUUCCCUCUCUUCGAAGCACGCCACGUGCUGCUCUGCAAACCGCUCGUGUUUCCACACAUUUCCUUAUUGUUAAUCCUAAGAGCUUAAACCUCUCAAUGCGUGUGCGUGUGUGUGCGUGCAGGAGCAUCGAGGACUCGAAAGAAAGAAAAGCAAGUUAUUUUAUUAUUUUGUUCUCUUUUUAGUGUCUUUGUGGUGUAGAUUUUGAAGCAGCAGUGUUUAAAAGAGCUUGCAAUGUCACGUAUACAACUUGUACGUGUGUUUGAUGAGCAUGCAAAACUCGAUUGUACGAGUGUGCAGGAGGAGUGUGGAUGUUUGUGCCGAGUUAAAGUGGGAACGAACUGUCGCAAGCGCAUUGUACUCGUGGCCAACAAUGUCACGGAUCUCGGACCUGUCUUCGGUUUAAGUGGACGUGGCGAGUUGGUUCCAGCGACGUGAUGCCUCUUUGUAUAGUGUUGUCAUCUGUUAAAGGGAAUGCGUGAAUGUAUAGCGUGAAUGCAAAUGUUUCUUUUUGACAAGCGUACGUUAGCCCCCUUUUGCACCAGGCGACUUGGAAUUGGUGCCGUUGGCACCCUUCUUCAUACCUGCACGUUGCAGCUAGAGCGGCAGGAAAGUGGAAGCCACAUGUUAAAGUGUUCCAUUUAACAGUAGCCUUCACUGUACAGCCGCUCCAGUUUUGAAAGGGACAGUUCGCACAGUGGCAGCUGUCAAGUGAUUUGUGUGACUUCGUAACAACCUGGCACAACGUUAUGUAGCAGUCGCUCAUUUCUCAAAAGCCGAGCGUCUGAUGCCCACAUUUUGUGGCAGUUAAUUAUUUUGUACAUUCAUCCCACUCUCUGUCAUUUGCUUACAUGCCACCCCUUACAUGCAUGACCAGCCACUCGGCACAGUUAGAGCUGGAGUAAAACAAUUCACCAAAUAUGGCCAUCCAAAUGUGGCUAUGCUUAUUUUGAAGGAUAGUCAGAACUGUGGUAUCUUUGCAAGUUGUUAUUAUUUGCUUUUUCUGACGCAUUACCAACGGCCGUCAAAAGUGCGGUAGAAAGCAGGCAGGAAGAAUUCCACCAUACUAUGCGAUAACAAGGCCACUGUGCUGAAAUUAUCUUAUGAUAUGGUGUAAUACUUCCAAGUUAUAGCUGACGACACUAAUGCAGACUUCUUUUCUCGUGUACCUGUGUAUUGUGUACCUUGAACAGCGACUGCGUCAGCUAGUGUACAUAAUAAAAACAAAACACCACUUGUUUAUUUGCAUUACAAAAAUAUGCACUAACUGAGGAGGUGUUUACGCAAAUCACAGCAGUAAGGGUUGUCAGGGAGUAGUGUUUCUACUGAAAUUGUUUCUUUAGUGGAAGGAGACUGCAUGUUUUUUUUUUUUUCAUUACCUUUUGUACCGAGUGCUUUGAGAAUGAGAUCAGUGUCGUUAGUAGUGAUAGUUUCAAGCCACCUGAGCGUUCACUUUUGUAACUUAUGCGAACAACUAUUAACAGUAGCAGCUACAUGCAAAACACUUGUUGCUCAAAUUCAAGUGAGAGUGUACUGACGAGUGAAGAAAUAGACCGGCAUGACCCGAGAGAAACGUGAACCGGAUGUGCAUGCCAACAAAGAGUGUGCUUUGCUAUGCUUGUGUAAAUAAGUUUUGUAUGUUCGUGUAGUUUUAUUGAACCCCUAGAUCAUUGCAAGGUUUCCCUGACAGUCAGAAACACUGUGCUGUGGUUUUCAGUGGCUAGUUUACACAAAAAAAUAAAAGGCCUAGUAAGCUUGUCAAACGCAAGAAUUAUGCAGUGUAUUUGUAUGUUAGAACGUUACGCCAAAUUAUCUGUAGAAUUUGCGACAAAGUGCAGUCUAUAUUUAUGCUCUAGUGGACAUUUCAUUGAUUGGACAACGUGGACGAUACAACUUAUUACCACAUUGUGGGUGGCAAUUUUGUAACGUGCAACUUAAGGUGUCAUGGCACAGCUAGCAGUACUGAGUGUUCCUGGCAGCAGGAAACAUGAAAAAUGUUAAAAUCGGUCAAAUUUUAGCUUAUUAUCAUCUCACGAGUUAAAGAAAACAUGUAUAUAGUGUAUUGGGCAUAUGGUUUUGCAUUCACUCAAAGCAUUGACAAAAGCCUAUACUGGAAAAGAGGCUUAUACCAAGCAUACAUUUUAGAUGUGAUGCAUUUCAAUAUAGACCAUGGAAAUUUUUUCGUGUUACUAUGCGCAAUUCAGCAAAGGUUACCAGCUCCUUUGGCAGCAUAUUAAUAUCGACAGACGUCAGAACCAGGUUGGUAAUCAGUGGCAAACUCAUUAUGCGACAUUUGCAUUUUUUAAAAUAUUCGUUGAUCAUAAAGGACACCAUUGCAAACAUUGCUCAAAGCAUGUCAGUUUGCUAGAAUUUCCUGCUACAUUCACUAGUUCCAAAAUUGCCUGUGAAUGAUGUGGCAUAGCAGGUACAUUGAUGUUCCACAAGGAACUAUGAAGUGGAUCAAUAAUGUAAUUGCUGCACAAUUAAUUCCUUGAUUGGCACUUGUCUCUGCACUCGUAGUUUAUGCAUAUGCUUUGAGCAGAGUCGCUGUAGUUACCAAGACGCAUCUGCACUUGAAUUUUGCGCCAAAGUUCAUUGCUGUUCCUAUUAAAGCUUUCACGUGUAACAGUAAUUGCAGCUGAAUUCUGGGCAGUAAUCUUUGAUCACUGCUACCCUGAGGAUUCGUAGCAUGUGAACAUGGUUACAACAGUUGCCAUCUCCCAUUAUGCUGUUAAUGAUACAAGGCUUUGAGGAAGAGAAAAAUAGAUUAAGGAGAUGUAUACAAAAAUUGCUAGAAUGAAAAGUGUGUAGCAUACCUGAUUAACUCAAGGAGGCUAGGUGACUAUUUGUCGCCGCCCCGUUUCAAAAGGGGAUGCCAAUAAAUCGUCACGUCCUCUAAUGUUAAUGACAAAAUACUAUUGUAUGUAUAUUGCAUAACGAGUGUGCCAUUGAUUAAUAGCAAACUUCGCACCAAUUGGCACUAAUAACCUAGUCAGUUUCCAGCAUGACAUGUUGACAUUUGAUGGUAACGAAAAUCAAAAUUUCUACCUUUGGUGCGUUCUGGCAGUUUAGAAUUGGUAAAUAAUUGCGCCAUCACGGUUGUCAUGAACGCACAUUUAUUUCUGGCUAUUUAUUACAUGCUGUGCAUUAUGCACAAAUACCUGUGCUUACUAGUCCGAACGUUGCUGGGUUCUUUUCCACGAUGGAAGGUGUGCGUGUAUGGUACCACAUUAUGGCUUUGCUCGGUGAAUGGCCCAAUUUGACCAGCUAGGUGCUCCCUUCGACAAAGUGGGGGAGCUAUUAUGACAAGACCGUGGCUUCAAAGCCGUCGAGUUGACAGGCGUUUUAUAUAUUUGCGAGCCUGACAAAUCCUUCUGAGCCUUGCGAGACGAUGUGGCAUUGAUGAUUCUGCCAGCUUCGUUGAUUCGCGACUGAAUGGAAGCGAGUGCCACCCAUGCCCCAAAACUUUGUAUGGAAUUGCGAGAAGCUGGGGAACAAGGUUUGCACACUUCUCCACCCCCCCCCCCCCCCUUUCUUUUUCAGCUGUGCUAUCACUGUUUAGCUGGAAUCGCGAGAGCCUGGAAAAUGUCUUGGGUAGCCCUGUUCACUAUGCUUGGCAGUUCAUUCACUUUUAUUGAGAGUCCGCUGCGGAAACUGCAAUCGUGAUAGACUGAACUGCUGCUGUAUCAGCCUUCAGACAAGCACGACGUGGUUCAGUGGCACCAGUUGUAUUCAGUGCAGUGAGUUGCAGCUCAGAGUACUGAACCAGUUAUUCAGUCUGCCGUAUGAAUCCAGCCUCAGACAGAAAAGGUCACCAGUUUGAAGAUGUUGGAAAGCUCGAGCUUGAAAACUCAAAUGCACAUAUGACUGGGUUUUCUGUGAACUAGAAGCUAAGGCUCCUUUGCUAUUUUGACCGACUUCCAGGCACUUUCAGGGGAAAAAAAGAAACGUCGGUAUGAUGCAGCGAUUCCUCCCACCUGAUUCUAUGCCAAUCUUGUUCUUCACUGUUCACAGCCAGCUGAACCUAUUGAUAAUGGGACAGAAUGCUGCCUCGACAACUUGAGAAGUGUGAAAAGGAAUAGCAUUGGCGUAGAAUCAUUGCUUUAUCCUGGCCAAGGUUGCAUUGCAUUAUUUUUAGUCUUCUGUUUAAUGCACAGUUAAUUUCUGGAGGUGGUGCUGGACAACCUCAAAGCCGGUGUUCACAGACAGCCUGAACUAUGGCGUCAUAAUGAGAGAUAUGCGAAUAAAAAGUGCAGCAGUUGUACUUCCUCGGGACGACCGAAAGGCUCUUAGCAUUACAGAGGCUCGGAAACAUAUACUUAAUGGAGUACUGAUGCAUACUGUCAAAAUUAUAGAAACUGGACCAUGCAGUUCUCACACUUAAAUGGAUUAGAUUUGGCAAGGCCAAGCCUGGCGUCGGCAAUUACAGGAAUGGAGUGAUGCAGUGUACUGCGACGUCAUGAUGCAUCCACAGCUUGGUUACCACAACUGGUCAUAAAAUCAAGUGUGACAGCAAAUUGUUCAGGGCACACCAAUGCCUGCCAGUAUUUUUCCGGAGUUUAGACGGAUUGGACCAUUAGCACGUAAAAAAUAAUGACGGGUCGGAAACGUCACAUUGGUGCUGCUUUAGGAUGCAUAAAUGCUAUUGGCUAAGGAGAAUGUAACAUGCUGAAAACUUUCCCACAAGGUUUUCGAACAGAAUGUACCAUGCGAAACUUGCGACAAAGGCAGCCCUAACAGCACGCAGUUUUUUUUUUAUCUUGCAACCACAAAGAGGUCAGUUUAUGAAGAACUGUGGCAAGAAACUAGCAAUGUCAUCAACAUUGUGUGUCGAUACACAGAGCACUCUUUCUGCAACAUUCAUGCAUGGCUGGCGUGUGUGUGUAAUGCAUGCCUGGCAAGCUUAAGCGAGCUGCUCGACGAGGUUGAGGUUGAAUGAGCGUUCAGAAGUGUGUACGUGGCACGAGCUGAUGAGCUGUUCAAAGCGCUUUUCGUAAAACCAUAUAAAUGAUAUGUAAUAAAGAUACAUACAGAAUUCA